Messenger RNA from Suillus discolor, 1082 nucleotides. Its product is annotated as HAD-like domain-containing protein. The transcript is spliced from 7 exons. The coding region runs from base 145 to 951 and encodes 268 amino acids. NCBI's taxonomy places the organism in Eukaryota, Fungi, Basidiomycota, Agaricomycetes, Boletales, Suillaceae. The record is from RefSeq and is a predicted model, not a curated record. Gene Ontology annotation, molecular function: phosphatase activity.
CCUGGACCUGCGCCACCACUGAAACACUAAGCCAUUUCCAUAUCUCACGGAUUCAGCUUUACUAUCUUUUGACUCAUACCUUCCAUAUCCUGCUAGACAAUAGAUAUCCGAACAUACUAGACAGCCCCACCUACUUAUUCUGCAAUGUCGCAGGAAUCACCUCUUAGUGAACCAGUCAUCUACCACGGCAAGAAAUUUAUCGUGCUCAGCGAUUGGGAUGGCACGAUCACCACGCAGGACUCCAAUGAUUUUGUGACGGACACCUAUGGGAUGGGGCGCUCAGAUCGCGUUCUGCUCAAUCAGCGUAUACGUAAAGGCGAAGAUAACUUCCGGGAUGCUUUCCGGAAGAUGAUCCUGAGCGUCACUGCGAAUGGCAAGAAGGAAGGAAAGGUGACGCAUACAUUUGAGUUUUGUAAAAAUGCUGUCGCAGAAAAUAUCAAAGUCGAUGAUACGUUCAAGGGCUUCUACGAAUUUUGCGAAAUGAAUGAUAUACCCGUGGUAAUUGUGUCCAGUGGUAUGGAACCCAUCAUCCGCGCAGUCCUUAAUAAGUACCUGGCUAGCCUUGACGGCAUUCAAAUAAUAUCGAAUGAGGUGAAAACCUACGAUGAUGGGAGCUGGGACAUCCAAUACCGUCAUCCUGAGAGCGGUUUCGGACAUGACAAGUCGAAGGCGAUUGCGCCAUACAGGGAUAUGGAUCCUGCCCCGAUCGUAUUCUUCUUUGGUGAUGGCGUCUCAGACUUAUCCGCAGCGCGGGGAGCGACUUGUCUAUUCGUCAAGUUCAAGCCGAAUGGAGAGAACGAAUUGAUGGAAUACUGCAUCAUAAACAAGAUCAAACACCGGUUAUUCCAGAGUUUCGAGGAGGCGCAAGGUGUGAUAAAGCUGAUCAUCUUCGCGAAGACGGAAGAAGAGCGACAGAAUAUCAUUGCACGGGAGUGGCCUGAAGUAGCUUAGAAAUUGUCUCACCUCACCCCCAGUGAUGGCAAUCGCAGGGGAGAAGGAGUAUUGGGUACUUGUAACACAAUGUAUUUAGAUUUGGAGGCAUCAAGAUUGCGCCUUUAAUUGAUCAAGUCGAACCCAGCUUA